Molecule: messenger RNA, 794 nt
Organism: Pocillopora verrucosa
Lineage: Eukaryota; Metazoa; Cnidaria; Anthozoa; Scleractinia; Pocilloporidae
Product: sperm microtubule inner protein 11-like
Source: RefSeq, a predicted model, not a curated record
CAGGAGUAAAAUAUCAGCUGUGGACAAGGCAGCCUUUGUUGCACCAAGUUGACGAUGUCGUUCUUCAAUUUGACGCGUUUGGGUGUCCAAGAUCCAAUAAAGACUGCUGUUACUAGACCAGGAACAGUACCAGCACCUGGUGGGCAGCCAGGAACCGCGGCUUCUACCAGUGGGGUGCAAAGAACCACGCUUAGCGAGCCGGUUUACCCGAACUCGGAAGCAAACGGGUCCUACGUGAAGUACACUAAACGCCUAAACAAACACAUCCGACCAAGACUCGGACCAAAUGAAAUUUACCACACUCAAAUAACCACAAAUAUAAACUACAGUUACUGGAUGAAGGAUGGGGUACAACAUGAAACAUGGACACAAAAUGAACAUCACCCCAGAGUGAAUAGUGAAAUGACAAGGUUUGUUGAUGAGAUGACACUCACAAAUAGGGAGUUUACAUUAUUUUAGGUACAUACAGUGUAUCAGCAAGACACUAAAUUCACUUUUGUAAAUUUUUACUUUUUGCUAAGAAACUCAAUUUUUUGUAAGUUAAUAUCCUAACCAUUAUUUUUUGUAAUGUUUAUUGUAAAGUUAUUCGAGAAGAUCGUUGAGCAAGUAUCAGUUAAGAACUUCACUCACAAUUUACAGUAUUUGCCUCUGUCUCACAUACAUAUUUUGUAAAAAAUGUCACAAAAGUGUUAACGUCAUUUACUGUCUCAAGGUGUAAGACUGCAAUAUAAGGCCAAGAUUUGCUUCAGGCAUGUAAUCAUGUUGAAAUGAAAGAUUAUUUUUGAUGGAUUGAA